Messenger RNA from Ornithodoros turicata, 1297 nucleotides. RefSeq names its product KRR1 small subunit processome component homolog (gene dbe). NCBI's taxonomy places the organism in Eukaryota, Metazoa, Arthropoda, Arachnida, Ixodida, Argasidae. The transcript has 11 exons. Gene Ontology annotation, cellular component: nucleolus; small-subunit processome. The record is from RefSeq and is a predicted model, not a curated record. Bases 138 to 1190 code for a protein of 350 amino acids. Gene Ontology annotation, molecular function: RNA binding.
UCGCACUCGCCAUCUCGCCAUGCUCAGAAGGCAUGGUGGUGAAGUUUGCAAGUGACAUUCAAGUGCCGUUUUUCUUUUCAUCUGCAAUAGAUUGUUAUCGCUUGAUAGCCACUUGAUAUUUCGAAACGUGAAGGGCAAUGUCUGAGAAGAAGGACGCAGGCGAAAGUUCAGAUGUCCAUCCCGAGGAAGUGUCGGACCCAUGGUCUAUGAAGCUGCCUGCCUUCACGAAAGAAGACAACCCUCACGGCGUACUCUGCGAAAGCUCUUUUGCAACUCUCUUCCCAAAGUACCGUGAGAAGUAUUUGAAGGAAUGUUGGCCACUCGUGAAAAAGUCUUUGUCCGAACACGGCGUGCAAGCAGAGCUGGACUUGAUCGAAGGAAGCAUGACUGUAAGCACCACCAGAAAGAUGUACGAUCCAUACAUCAUCCUCAAGGCACGCGAUCUCAUCAAGCUCCUUUCACGAAGUGUCCCAUACGAGCAGGCAAUCCGAGUGCUCGAAGAUGACAUGGGUUGCGACAUCAUUAAAAUUGGAAGUUUGGUUCGGAACAGAGAACGGUUUGUCCGCCGUCGACAGAGACUUGUUGGCCCUGAUGGUACAACACUCAAAGCAAUAGAACUGCUCACUAAUUGCUACGUGCUCGUGCAAGGCAAUACAGUGGCUGCUCUGGGACCUUACAAAGGCUUGCAACAUGUGCGUAAGAUUGCAGAAGACACUAUGAAGAACGUCCAUCCAAUAUAUAAUAUCAAGGCGUUGAUGAUUAAACGAGAGCUUGCAAAGGAUCCAAAGUUGAAGAAUGAGAACUGGGAUCGUUUCCUUCCUAAAUUCAAGUCCAAGACCCUUUCCCAGCGCAAGAAGCCCAAGAAGAGGCGUGUCAAGGGAGAGUACACGCCGUUUCCUCCACCGCAGCCAGAAAGCAAGGUGGAUAAAUUACUGGCAUCUGGUGAAUAUUUCCUCAAAGAAAGUGAACGUAAGGCGAAGAAGAUGAAGGAAAAGAGUGAGCAAAAGGUGGAAGCUGAAGUGAAGAGACAGGAGAAGCGCAACAAAGCCUUUGAGCCACCAGAAGAACCCGUAAUCAAGAAGAAAGCCGAGAAACGAGAGUCCACGUUCAACGUUGAAGCUCUGAAGAAGAAAGUGAAGUUAUCUCAGAAAAGGGCGGAUAAGGUUAAGAAAAUCCAGUGGCAGAGCUGAAUUCGUCUAAUUUUUUCAGGUGCACUUGUCUUAGUGGACAUUUUAUCUCAUUGUACAUAUUGUCAGUGUCUCGAGUUGCUCAUAAAUGUAUCUGUGUACAAAUAGUA